UUACCGAGUCGCGGUUAACAAAACCUUAUAAACACGCCUCAUUUUCCUUUCAAGUGGAGCAAUUCACAAAUCUAUUUCCUUCCUCUCUGACUAAAGCUUCCACUUCACGAGACCACUCACUAGGAAAGCUGCAGUAGCUGUGGAGUAUUGGUGUGUCUUGUGGAUCACUGGUUGUUGAAAGGUAAAUUUGGAGGUUCUGGAGAUGAGUUCACGAAGCAGGAGUCUUAGCAGGAGCAGGAGUAUGAGCCGGAGCAGGAGCAGGAGCCCUCGAGAUCGCAGAAUUCGAUCUCGACGUAGUUCUUAUCGUGAUGCCCCUUAUAGGAGAGAGACACAUCGUGGUUUCAGCCAAAGCAGCUUAUGCAAUAACUGCAAACGCCCUGGUCAUUUUGCAAGAGAAUGUCCCAAUGUAUCUGUGUGCAACAAUUGUGCUCUUCCUGGGCACAUUGCAUCGGAGUGCACCACUCAAUUGCGGUGUUGGAACUGUCGAGAACCUGGGCAUAUGGCCAGCAACUGUCCUAACGAAGGAAUUUGUCAUUCAUGUGGAAAGUCAGGGCAUCGUGCCAGAGACUGCUCAAAUUCUGAAACGCCAACUGCAGACUUGAGGUUAUGCAACAAUUGCUUUAAGCCGGGGCAUCUUGCUGCUCAAUGUUCAAACGAUAAAGCAUGUAAGAACUGCAGGAGAACAGGCCACAUAGCACGUGAUUGUUCGAAUGAGCCUGUGUGCAACAUAUGCAACAUAGCUGGGCAUGUUGCAAGGCAAUGCCCGAAGGGUGAUAAUCAUUCAGAGAGGGGUGGUUGGGGUAAUAGGAACAGUGGUUAUCGUGAUGUGGUCUGUCGGACCUGCAACCAGGUAGGUCACAUGAGCAGGGAUUGUAUGGGAAUGGCACCACCAAUGAUCAUUUGCCAUAACUGCGGAGGCAGAGGCCAUAUGGCAUUUGAGUGUCCGUCGGGGAGAAUUAUGGACCGUGGAUUCCGGAGGUACUGAUGCUUCAGAAAUUAGUCAUGUUUGGAUUCGAUUAUGGAAAUUGGAUUAUGGUUUUGUAUUAAAUUGUGAUGUUUCUUUUUAGUACCUAUUGCUUCUUUUGUGAGAAAAUACUCUCCUGGUAGUGUUACAUAUCAUAAUCAUAUGCCAACUUUUCUGGUUUGUGUGUUCACUCAUAUUUGACAGAUUACUAUUUUAAGAAUCUUUUUUUA
Molecule: messenger RNA, 1194 nt
Organism: Mercurialis annua (annual mercury)
Lineage: Eukaryota; Viridiplantae; Streptophyta; Magnoliopsida; Malpighiales; Euphorbiaceae
Product: zinc finger protein GIS2
Exons: 4
Coding region: 203-985 (260 amino acids)
Molecular function (GO): nucleic acid binding; zinc ion binding
Source: RefSeq, a predicted model, not a curated record